Messenger RNA from Paraphaeosphaeria sporulosa, 1041 nucleotides. Its product is annotated as putative Formamidopyrimidine-DNA glycosylase. Gene Ontology annotation, biological process: base-excision repair. The transcript has a single exon. Gene Ontology annotation, cellular component: nucleus. The annotation marks the transcript as partial. Gene Ontology annotation, molecular function: DNA N-glycosylase activity; DNA-(apurinic or apyrimidinic site) endonuclease activity; zinc ion binding. The record is from RefSeq and is a predicted model, not a curated record. Lineage: Eukaryota; Fungi; Ascomycota; Dothideomycetes; Pleosporales; Didymosphaeriaceae.
CAGAUCGCAGAAAUCGCACGCAUAGUGCACUUCCUCAAGAAGUAUGCAGCAGGAAGGGUCAUCAACGCUGUCCAGACGCAGGAAGAUACAAUCGUUUAUGGUAAAGUCGGAACCUCAGCCUCCGAAUUCCAGAGGGCGAUGACCGGCAAGAAGAUUGUCGACGCGAAACAGCAGGGCAAAUACUUCUGGCUCGAGAUGGACUCACCACCUCAUCCGCUCAUGCACUUUGGCAUGUCUGGCUGGAUGAAGUUCAGCAAUGACGACACUGCGCACUACCGUCCUACGAAGGUUGAAGAGCCAGAGUGGCCGCCGAAAUAUUGGAAGUUUGCCCUGGAGCUGGAGGGAGAGCCGGAUUGCCAGAUCGCAUUUGUCGACGCCCGCCGAUUGGCGAGGAUCAGGCUCAUCGAUGCAAAGGCAGAAGAUAUGCGCAAGACAAGUCCACUCAAGGAGAAUGGGCCUGAUCCUGUGAUCGACCCGGAGAUCUUGACUGUUGAGUGGCUAUCGAACAAACUCAGGAGCAAGAAAGUACCCAUCAAGGCGCUGCUGUUGGAUCAAGCAAACAUCAGCGGCAUUGGCAAUUGGGUUGGCGAUGAGAUCAUGUAUCAGGCUAAAUUGCAUCCGGAGCAGUACAGCAACACUUUCAGCGAUGCUCAAGUCGCAGAACUGCACAAAGCCAUGAUGUAUGUCUGCAAUACGGCGGUUGAUACGCUCGCCGAAUCUGACAAGUUCCCCGAGGAUUGGCUAAUGAAGCACCGGUGGGGAAAAGGCAAAAAGGACGGACAAAAGUUGCCGAACGGAGCAAAGAUUACGUUCCUCAAAGUUGGUGGACGGACAUCAGCUGUCGUACCCAGUGUGCAAAAGAAGACAGGCCCUGUAAUGGGUGAUGUUUCAGAGGAUAUGGACAAUGAAGAAAACGAUAACGAAGAACCCAAGCCGAAGAGAGCUGCCAAACGAAAGACAAAGGCCAAGAAGGAAAAUGAGGAUAGCGAGGAGUCGGAAGAGAUACUACCGGUGAGCACUAAACGCGGACGAGGGCGCAAG